This is a messenger RNA of Pelagomonas calceolata, 1090 nucleotides long. NCBI's taxonomy places the organism in Eukaryota, Pelagophyceae, Pelagomonadales, Pelagomonadaceae. The record is from the annotation of a GenBank genome assembly.
CCUACGGAUGUCUUUGGUGUCGUCUGGGGCUUGUGCUUAGUCUUCUUCGGCGGCUUCUAUCCGCUCACCAUGGCCGCGUUCGAGGCCGCGCGCCAGUGCGGCGGCAGCGACACUUACGAGGCCCUGCACGACAUCGCCGUGGAGCUGUCCAAGUAUAAAAAGGCCUCGGCGGCGGACGACUUGGUAGAUACGGACAACAACGGUAUCGCUGAUGUUGAAGAGAUCACUGGAGUCCAGCUCGCGAAACGCAAGCACGGCGUCUUCCUCAAGGCGACGGACCCGCACGUCCUCGACAAGGCGUUCAAAGGAGUGUACACGGCCUGGGUCGCGGUCUUGGCGGUGCUCAAGAUUCAAUUCGCCCAGAUCUGUGUGGAAAUCAAACACUGCGUCGGGUGCAUGCGACAAUUCUUCACUAAGUCAUUUCUCGGUGAUGACGCGGCCAUCCUGGCUCGGUCGAGCGGUGAGAGACCGGUUUCGCCACGCCAUCGAGCACGCGCCGCGUCGAUGGCGUGGAGGACGACGCGAUGAUUCAGCACGAACGCGCCGUAAAAUUUUGAUUUCCGCACAGGCUCAGAUGAUCGCGCUCGGCGCGGCGAUUGGUGACUUCGUCGCACAGCUCCUCCGGGUCCCGGCGACGCAAGUCAUGGUCCACGUGAUGGACAAGGACUCGCAUAAGUGCGGCGCCUGUGUGGAAAUCGAAUUUGGGCGCCCCACGCCAUCGACGCGAUGUUGUCUCUGUAGGUGGAUCCCGACGUACAUCUCGUACACGUGCAAGGCCAUCGCCGUGAUCAUCGCGUACCACGUCCAGAAGAUAAUCACGGCGUUCUACUCGGCGACGCGCGGUGGCCUGAUGGUCUUCCGCUCGCUCUUCGCCAUUCUGGACCGUAGGGGCAUCGUCCACGUGGACCACAACGAGACGUAUUUGGACGAGGUCCUGGGCUGGACGCUGGCGGCGGUGGGCUUCUAUUUCCAGUACACCCAGAUGUUUUCUCCUCCGUUCGUCGUCGAGCUCCUGCUCUGGCCGCUCCAGACCAUCGAGUACGGGCUGCUCUACGCCGUCGCGUCGACGAGCGCGCCGGCCGCCGCCUAG